AUGGACUGUAGAGUCCAUGGGGUGGCAAAAAGUCGGACACGACUGAGUGACUUUCACUUUCAGUGGAAUCAUCCCCUCCCCACUUGGCUGUUUGAAUCAGAGAUUAGGUAGAAGUGGGGAAGCCCUUGUACUGGAAGAUGAAGGAAUGGAAAUGUGAAUGCCAGCUCUGUUUGACUUUUGCGCUCUGGGCCUCACUUCUCUCAUCUGUAAAAUGGGAAAUACUACUUUCUACCUCCCUGUCUCCCAACGGAAAUGGAAAUUUCAAAAGUUGACAAGCAUCAAAGAAUUGUGUUCCACGUCAGCAUCCACACGAAUUGGAAAGUGGGAAUAAAGACUACCAGGAGCUCUCCUUUCGAAGGAGGGCUUAUCUUCAGCAGGAGAUAAAUGGGGUUGGGAAGCCAGUAUUAAGGAGUUGGGUGUCUGGAGACGCUUGAGCUGAAGCCCGAGGGGAAGUCGUUGUCCGCGGUGCUGAAGCACGUGAAAGGCGGAAGUGCACCACUGCUAUUCAGGUUUCCAAUGUUCCUUGUGCAGGCAGGAUUCCUUGGAUCGAACCUGGGGGUGUUCUUCGAUUUCAGCCAUCCAAGCCUAUCAGGCUGACAGGGAGGAGGGGGUGCUAAAAUCAUACCUCAGGGCAUCCUGGGUUGCCCCAGCCGCUUUCCUUACUCCCACCCCAGGCUCAAAACAAAUCUGAAAGAGACUUGAGGAGAAACCAGUCUGAGCCUCGCCCCGCAUUCAUCCCCUCCAGUCUUCCCAGCCUAUCAGUACCGUUUGGCAGUGCGAAGAGGUGAGAAAAGGCAGUAAUCAACAGUCGUUCUGUCAAGCUGGAAUCAAGGAAAGAACUGAAGAAGAUGGGAGAGUUGGGACCUGGCUGGCCAAGGCCUGAACUCGGUCCCGGUCUGAGAUCUUCAGAGUCGCUUCUGUCUGGCCAUAAAUACUGUUCCGAGAUUGGGGCGCCCCCGUGUGGUCUUAGUGAAACCUUGCUUUGCAGAGCUAAUUUCAGAUGGGGAUGUGGCCAGAUUUGAUUCCACGAAGUUCAGAGGUGACUCUCACCUCCUAAAUGUAGGAUUUUCAGCCAAAAAAUAUGGAAUCCCAGUCGGAGGAGUGGGAUCCCCGUAAGCUCUGUUAGAUGGUGUUAGUGGUUUUAGUGGGCCCUGGAAGGGUUUACUUUGGUUAUAACCAGAUAGGGGUGAGUCUAGGAAAGGGGUCAGGGCCAGGACUUCGAGUAGGGGGGCUUUUCCUCGAUGCAUUUAGCUGACAAUCAGCAUAUGAUGGGAGAGUGUGAACCCCCUGAACCAGGACAUAGCGACACAGAACAGUUCUGUGCCAGACAUUCAGAGUCAGAAGCCAGAGAUAGUAGGGGCACGUCCCUGCCGUCCCUCUGCCACCCCAAUACACUGGUCAUUUUCUCCUCUUCCCUCCUAUUCCCGCACCCAUUGGUCCAGGAAGUAUGAAAGUGUGGGGAGUUGCCAUGACAACUAAGUCCUCUAACCCUUCCCUUCUCUGUCAAAAAUGGGAAGAGGAGGGGGCGACGCGGCAAUAAAAGAUGUUUUCUCUCUCCGGAUCCUUUUUCAAAAACCAUGGGUGCUCCCUUCCCCACCGGAAAUUCAGAAAAUGUUCCCAGAGAAGGCUCUGAGGGAGAGUCCGUGCUGCCCGUUUCCCGUCUCUCCCCAGUGUGAGAACUUUGGGAGGGGGUGCUUCAGACCAUGGGGGCCAGGGCGAGUUCCCCUCUUAUGACCUGGAGAGGACAGGAAGCGGAACACGACUCUACUGCCUGAGACUCCGGUCCUUGUGGGUUCGGCCCUCCCGCGCCUCCCACACGGGGCCCACUCCUUGGGGGCGGAGAUCAGAACACCCGAGCUUUGAGGGCGGAGCUUGGCCACUGUGCUCUCGGCAGGACCAUGAACAGAUGCCCCCGCAGGUGCCGGAGCCCGUUGGGGCAGGCAGCGCGAUCCCUCUACCAGCUGGUGACUGGGUCACUGUCGCCAGACAGCGUGGAGGAUGAGUUUGAAUUGUCCACCGUGUGUCACCGGCCCGAGGGUCUGGAGCAGUUGCAGGAGCAAACCAAAUUCACGCGCAAGGAGCUGCAGGUCCUGUACCGGGGUUUCAAAAACGAAUGUCCCAGUGGAAUUGUCAAUGAGGAAAACUUCAAGCAGAUUUACUCCCAGUUCUUUCCUCAAGGAGACUCGAGCACAUACGCCACUUUUCUCUUCAAUGCCUUUGACACCAACCAUGAUGGCUCAGUCAGUUUUGAGGACUUUGUGGCUGGUUUGUCGGUGAUUCUUCGGGGAACCACAGAUGAUAGGCUGAACUGGGCCUUCAACCUGUAUGAUCUCAACAAGGAUGGCUGUAUUACCAAGGAGGAAAUGCUUGAUAUCAUGAAGUCCAUCUAUGACAUGAUGGGCAAGUACACGUAUCCUGCACUCCGGGAGGAGGCCCCAAGGGAGCACGUGGAGAGCUUUUUCCAGAAGAUGGACAGGAACAAGGAUGGCGUGGUGACUAUUGAGGAAUUCAUUGAGUCUUGUCAAAAGGUACAGGCCCCUGCCCUCUACAUUUCCCUGAUCUGGACUGAGGGCCUGAUACAAUGAUGUAGGAGAAAGCUCCUUUGGGCAAAGUACCAUCUCCCUAACUACCACCAAUUCUGAAUCCUUUUCCUUCAUAACUUGAGGAGGCCUAUCUCUUCCCCACCUCUCUGAUUGUCUCCUUCUUCACUGCCUGUCUCUGUCUCUGAACGUCCCUAUUUCUGAAUCAGUGUUCUUCUCCCUUUCUCUGAUUAGCUCUUUUUCUUUCUUUCUCUCCAAUCUGCCUCUCCCACCAUGGCUACAGGACGAGAACAUCAUGAGGUCCAUGCAACUCUUUGACAAUGUCAUCUAGCUCCCCAGGAGCGGGGGUCAGUUGCCCUGGGGGGAUCAUACUCUAGCCCUAGUCCAGGUGGACCUCACCCUCCUCUUCCCAGGUCUGUCCUCAUCCUAGCUCUACCCUGGGGGCUAUAGGAACCCAAGAGCCUGGGGAUUUGGUGGUCCAUACUGCUGGAGCUGAGAGGGGUAGGGAGUGGGCAGAGUGUAUCUGUGGGGGUGUUCUCAACUCCCAACAGCUCCCCCUUCCUGCCUGAAACUCAGUGCUGAGGUUGCCCUGUUAUGGGAAUUGAGUGGUCCUUCCCCUCCCACCCCACAACUGAGAAACCACAACACUAGGCAAAAUGUCUCCUGCUAUGGUGCUUCCCCUAUCUCUGAUCUCAUAAACAUUUCCCCUAAGAUUCCCUUAUAAAAUAGCUGUUCUGUCCUUGCCACUGACUGGCCUUGUAGGCCAGGGCCUUUGACAGUGCUGUAGGAGGGGGUCAAGAAUGUGGAGGGAGUAACCUUGGGCCUAAGCCAGUGGGUAGGCCCUAGGAGGCAACUGCCGUAGAGAGCAGAAAGGCCUGGGGAUUGUCAGUGACAGCAUACCAGGCUAUCACUUUGAGCUCUACAGUUCUGCCACCCCAAGCCAUCAGAAUAUGUGUUUCCAGGCUCUUCAGAAAACCUUGGAAAUAUCCCCAGGAAAUGUCCAUAUACUCCUCAGUAUCCCAGGAGAACUUGGGAUCCAGGUUUUGGCAAAUCCCUGGAAUUUCUUCCUCUCCUUCCUUCCUGUUUGGGUAGUGGCGGUGGCAGCAGGGGGAAGAUGGGUGGGAGCCGUCCUGACUGAUACCUCCCAAAGUUUCAGCCUACCUUCUCUGAUGACUACAACUUAAGUUUUCAUUUGCCAUUUCCUCUAGACCUGGAGGCAUGGAGUAAGUCAGGGACCACCCUGUGGAUGCCUUAGGAGAAAAAGGAAGGAAGGAGGCAGACAUAGCAUUUGAACCCAGUGUGGGGGCAUUUUUGAGAAUUUUUGAUAUACCCAGGCUCUAUUCCUGCCUCCCCACAUAGCCUCCUCGUAGCCUACUCAGUUUCCUCUUGCUCUAGUCAAUCUACCCAGAGAUGCCCCUGAGCACACCUUGAAGGCAGGGACCAUAGGAUCCAGGUCCCACCUCACUGUCAGCAGCCCUGCCACACUGCUACCAUUUAAUAUAUCUGCUUGUCCCAUUUAGCUCACUUUCCCAGUCAGCUGUGAAUUGAGGCAGAGGGCCCCCAAGGAGCCCCCUUCCCCCUAAGAACACUGUUGACUACUUUGCAUUUUUCGUUCCUCUGUAAUUUUUGUAAAAUAAGAAAUCACCAGAUCCAAUAAAACACAAUGGCUAUGCACAG
Messenger RNA from Capra hircus (goat), 4217 nucleotides. RefSeq names its product potassium voltage-gated channel interacting protein 2 (gene KCNIP2). Gene Ontology annotation, biological process: regulation of potassium ion transmembrane transport. Gene Ontology annotation, cellular component: voltage-gated potassium channel complex. Lineage: Eukaryota; Metazoa; Chordata; Mammalia; Artiodactyla; Bovidae. Gene Ontology annotation, molecular function: calcium ion binding; potassium channel regulator activity. The transcript has 7 exons. The coding region runs from base 1899 to 2585 and encodes 228 amino acids. The record is from RefSeq and is a predicted model, not a curated record.